Echinococcus granulosus is the source of this 117-nucleotide messenger RNA. RefSeq lists its product as hypothetical. The record is from RefSeq and is a predicted model, not a curated record. The transcript has 2 exons. NCBI's taxonomy places the organism in Eukaryota, Metazoa, Platyhelminthes, Cestoda, Cyclophyllidea, Taeniidae. Bases 1 to 117 code for a protein of 38 amino acids.
AUGAUCAUCGUAGCAAAGCAGGCAAUUCAACGCAUCCUCCCACCUCUAACAGCGAGUUUUGACCCUCCCUGCCCGAUCCGUUUGGCUACCUCGCUCUACGAGCUCAUCUCUACAUGA